This is a messenger RNA of Poecilia latipinna (sailfin molly), 1118 nucleotides long. RefSeq names its product phosphomannomutase 2 (gene pmm2). The record is from RefSeq and is a predicted model, not a curated record. NCBI's taxonomy places the organism in Eukaryota, Metazoa, Chordata, Actinopteri, Cyprinodontiformes, Poeciliidae. The coding region runs from base 198 to 950 and encodes 250 amino acids. Gene Ontology annotation, molecular function: phosphomannomutase activity. Gene Ontology annotation, cellular component: cytosol. Gene Ontology annotation, biological process: mannose metabolic process; protein N-linked glycosylation; GDP-mannose biosynthetic process. The transcript is spliced from 8 exons.
GGAGCACUUUCAUUGGCUAGAAACUCCCACACAGGAGCUGAUCCGCACAUUUUCCGGCAGUUUGACACCGACUCUGAGUCCUGGGAUGUAGCUCUGGGCCGAGCCGAACCGAGCCGGCGGGGUAAUCACAGCAUUACUGAGUGCCGCAAGCAGCCGCGCGCCCGGGCAACAGGGAGCAGAUUGACCGGAGGGACAGAAUGAGCCAGAACACCGCGGACAUGAGCACGCUGUGCCUCUUUGAUGUAGACGGCACGUUGACGGCCGCGAGACAGAGUGUGACUCCAGAGAUGAAGGCAUUCCUGGAGAAGCUGAGGACUCGGGUUCGGGUCGGAGUGGUUGGCGGCUCGGACCUCAGUAAGAUCAAGGAGCAGCUGGGAGAAGACGUCAUCCAGAAAUCAGACUAUGUGUUCGCCGAGAACGGCCUGGUGGCGUACAGACAUGGACAGCUGCACUCCGUCCAGUCUAUCCAGGCCCACAUGGGAGAAGAGCUGCUGCAGGAUUUCAUCAACUUCUGUCUGAACUACAUGGCCAAGAUCCAACUGCCCAGGAAAAGAGGUACGUUCAUCGAGUUCCGGAACGGGAUGCUGAACGUAUCUCCGAUCGGACGCAGCUGCAGCCAGGAGGAGCGCCAGGAGUUCUACGAGCUGGACCAGAGAGAGAAGAUCCGGGAGAAGUUUGUUUCUGUGCUGAAGGAGGAGUUCAGAGGGAAAGGGCUGUCGUUUUCCAUUGGAGGGCAGAUCAGCUUCGACGUUUUCCCUGACGGCUGGGACAAGCGCUACUGCCUGGACAUCGUGGACAAGGACAACUACUCCACCAUCCACUUCUUUGGAGAUAAAACCAAACCGGGAGGAAACGACUUUGAGAUCUACAGCGACCCGCGGACCGUUGGCCACGAGGUGUCGAGUCCCGAGGAGACGCAGCGGCUCUGCCAGGAACUGUUCUUCUCCUGAAGGGGGCGCAACAGCCUGAACUGGACCUUCUGCAUGAGAACUUGCAGAAGAUUUUAGUUUUUUUUUUUAUUUCUCUGGUCCGGUUCGGUGGUUGGGACCAGCUGGGAAACCUGGUCUGAUGUUCCUGAACUGUAAAAGCUGGAAACUCAAUAAAACAGGAAAUAAUGC